Ustilago hordei is the source of this 1590-nucleotide messenger RNA. RefSeq lists its product as uncharacterized. Lineage: Eukaryota; Fungi; Basidiomycota; Ustilaginomycetes; Ustilaginales; Ustilaginaceae. The record is from RefSeq and is a predicted model, not a curated record. The transcript is spliced from 4 exons. The coding region runs from base 1 to 1590 and encodes 529 amino acids.
AUGGCGGGAGAUAACGACCGCCAAGCCAGCAUGGGUGAAGCAGCCAAGAGGACAAGAAAAGGUAAAAUGCCACAACGAGUACAAAUUGACGAAGAGGUCACUGACGGUAACGAAACCGAGUAUUUUGACAAUGAGGAUGAAGGAGGAUCAGAAUCGGACGACGAUGAUGACCGAUACGAUUACCGCACCUUGGCCAAAAUCUUGGAGACGGUUCCCAAGCUCAUGUCACGCAACUACUAUAGUUGGAGCACACUCAUCAAGGCCAACCUCCGAGUAGUCCCUCAUGCCACACGACACUUAGAGGGCACGUACGAUAGAAACCACCCGAAAUGGAACAGAACUUUUGACAACGCCCUAGUGGGUGUCCUACGAAGCACCUUAGACACCGAAGGAGAGUACAACGUCCUUUACCUCCUACUCGACAUCAGCAAGAACCACCUGACCUGCCAUCAAGCUUGGAAGAAGAUCGAAAAGAGUCUUACCAGCGAGGCAGCUAGAACCUCGCGAUGGAUAGCAUUACUUGCCGAGCUCAAUGAGACAAAGAUGUUUCAUGCUGAUGCCCGUAAACUAAUCAAAGAGAUCAGGGUCAUACAGACGGAAACUAGCCUCCUAGGUGCCCCAUUUAGUAAUGAUGCACUAUAUUCCGCGCUCCAGAGGUGCACGAUUCGACACCCGGUCUACACAGAAAUAUUUGCGCCAGUAGCACCCAUCCAAGCAAUAAGGGGAGUGCUGGCCAUCGCAGCCGUACGGGACUGGGAGGUCGAUUCCAUCGAUGUCAAACAGGCUUACCUCAACUCAAGCCUGCGUCACGAUGUCUACCUAAAGCCACCGCAAUCAGGUCGGGAAUGGAACAUCGAGCUGGAUACCCACCUCCGAAGUAUUGGCUUCCACUGCAUGCCGAGCACCCCAUGCCUUUACUCAAGGGGAGCGGGCGACCAACUCACAGUCAUUACGGCAUAUGUGGAUGACAUGCUGAUCGCAUCGCCAUGCAGAAGGGAGGUCGACCGUACCAAAGCCGAGAUCAUGGACAAGUGGGGAACAGAGGACAACGGACCUGUAGGAGAAUUUCUAGGAAUCAAAAUCACUCGAGAGAGGAGACAAGGCAGGAUCACACUCGAUCUAAGUGCAUACAUUAAAAGCAUGAGUGUAGCAGGAAUCGCUGGAGGAAACAAGUGUAACCCAGAUCAGGCCAAACGAUAUCAAGAGCUAGUGGGGCAACUUUUAUGGGUGUCCAACACAGUGAGGCCAGACAUCUCGUUCGCAGUAGGAGCUUUGGCACGAUAUAUGUCAGAACCGAUCGACAGUGCUUGGAGUGCUGUGAUACACUUGUUAAAGUACCUGAACCAGAUGAGCGAUUACCGCUUAAAUUUAGGAGGAGCGCACAGGAGUCACGCAGACCAACCGGUGGUUACGUAUACCAAUGCAAAUUGGGCUUCUGACCCUACAAAUGGGCGUAGAAAAGUGCGUGGCACUAUCGGCAGUGGAAGCAGAACUGGUCGCAGCCUCCGAAGCAGCAAGAGAAGCACUCUUCUUCUCGUAUUUACUCAGGGAUCUAGGAGUAUUCGGAGUCACGCCAACGCUGCGCACUGA